AUGUCCCGCUGUGGCUGCGGAUUUUAUGGUUCACAAGAUGCCGACGGUUUGUGCUCGCAGUGUUUUAAGGACUCUUUACAGCGGGAGAAGCAAAAUGGUCGCCUUGCUCCUGGUUCAAGCAGAUCCCGACGUCAAGAGGAUCAGUCGGCGGAAGGCUUCGCUGGCAAUAAACGAGAUAUCAACCAAAAACGAAAUGGUAGUACUAGGUCGGAACUGCGUGAAAAUCAGGCAAGCGCCAUUGUAUUUGAACCAGGUCUGAAAGUAGACGAUCAUAAUGUAAACCAUUCUCUUUUACGGCUAUCCUCAGAGGGAGAAACUGAACCCAGCCGAAAGACCGAAAAAUUCUCCUUGAAGAGCAAGUCGAGUCGAUGCGAGACAUGCGAAAAACGACUGGGUCUUACGGGAUUUGAAUGCCGUUGUGGGAGCAUGUUUUGCGCUGUGCAUCGAUAUUCUGACAUGCACGAGUGCACGUUUGAUUACAAAGCGCUUGGCGCUGAAGAAAUUCGCAGGAACAACCCCGUGAUUCAGAAUGAAAAGAUUCAGAAGCUGUGA
Soboliphyme baturini is the source of this 552-nucleotide messenger RNA. The record is from the annotation of a GenBank genome assembly. Lineage: Eukaryota; Metazoa; Nematoda; Enoplea; Dioctophymatida; Soboliphymatidae.